Messenger RNA from Penicillium subrubescens, 1086 nucleotides. RefSeq names its product HAT dimerization. Gene Ontology annotation, molecular function: protein dimerization activity. NCBI's taxonomy places the organism in Eukaryota, Fungi, Ascomycota, Eurotiomycetes, Eurotiales, Aspergillaceae. The record is from RefSeq and is a predicted model, not a curated record. The transcript has a single exon. The coding region runs from base 1 to 1086 and encodes 361 amino acids.
AUGAAAUCUAUACUGAGGUCUCUACGCGCGAGUUCGCAUAAGGAAGCCUGUGGUCUUCUUGAUGAUGUUGCUAAGGGAAGCUGGAAGACUAUCAAUGCUCCUACUUCGCCUAUUGCAAAGCUUCGACUACUUGUCCUUUGGAUUGCGCGAUCUCCCCAGCGAAUACAGAAGUGGGAUAAUCGGCCUGGCUGUACAAAAGCUAUUAAUUACGAUGUUGACACUCGAUGGAACUCUACCUUUGUUAUGAUUGAGAGAGCCGAAGAGUGUCGCCGGCAGCUCGAAGAUACGGUCAACGACGAGCCAGAUAUUGAAGCCUUGCGUCUCACACAUGACGACUGGAGACAACUCUCAGAUAUCAAAAAAAUCCUGACUCCCUUCAACGAAUAUACUGAGUACGUCUCUCGAGACAGUCCUUUAAUUCAUAUGGCGGCGCGUAUGUUUGAAGAGCUCCGUUCUAUACUCCUCGCUAUUAAGGAACGACGAGGCGAGUGGCAGAAAACCUCGGCAGCAAUAACCAUUUCUGUUUCCGACGGAAUCUUACUCCUGGAGAGGUACUACGACUGUGUUAAAGACAACGAUAUAUACUAUAUCGCAAGCAUUCUGGAUCCUCGAAUUAAGACCAAGUGGCUCAAAACGCUACUAGAUGGAGACAAGAUUAUCGACCGAAUCAGGGCGUUCCUGAAGAAAGCAUAUCACACCCCGGAACAGCCUGCAUCGACUGCUCCAAGCACCAAUUACAAGAGCUUCGAAUAUCGAUUUUUGGAGGCCUUUCAGCCAACGCAGUGUAACGUCGCUGAGUCAGAUAUCGACCAGUAUUUCGAUACUCCUACAAUCAGCACUGGUUUCGAAACAAGCCAGAGCCAGACUGAAUUUAUACGGGACUGGUGGAAGGCCAACAGGCUUGAAUUUACUUGUAUGGCCAAGGCAGCACAAGAUCACCUUGCUAUACCAGCAGCGGAGGUAGAUAUAGAGAGAUUAUUCAAUGGCGGGAGAGAUGUACUGGGAAUUCGACGUUUCUCUAUGAAAGGCAAGACUCUUGGGACCUUAAUAAGGCUGAAAGAUGCUGCACGUUGGAAGUCUGAAUAG